GCCGGUGGGUCUGUGCGCACGCCGAGACCGAAAUGACCAGAUUGCGCGGCGGCCCGAGCGCGCAGGGUUGAAUGUCAACAAACACCGGCGACAUGUCUCACCUCACCUAAGCUCUCAUCUCCCCCCUACCACCUCGUCCACACCCAUCACCAUGUCCCCGCUACCCCUGCCGCCCGCAAAUGCGACGCUCAUCUCCCUGCCCAGCGCGCAGGACAUCUCUUCCCCCGAAUUCUGGACACCGAACGCCACGCAGCGCGCCACGCUCAUCGUGAUGGGCGUGUACGUCGUGGCCAUCGGGAUAUUGUGGCAUGUGCCGCUGCUCUGCGAGGUGAUAUACCCCUUCAAGCUGCUGACCGUGGGGAUGCACGAGCUGAGUCACGCGCUGGCGGGAGUACUGACGUGCGCGCGCAUCGAGAGUAUACAGCUCGAGCCCAACGAGGGCGGGUGUACGCGGAUGCGUGGGGGUGUGCAGUUCAUCGUCCUCCCGGCAGGAUAUCUCGGCUCGUCGUUUAUCGGCGCGGCGCUCAUCGCCUGUGGCUUCGACAUCAACGCGUCCAAGGUCGCAUGUCUCGUGAUGGCCGCGUUCUUCGUCAUCACGCUGUACUGGGCGCGCCGGAGUUGGGUCGCAUACGCCACGUUCAUGUUUACGGCCGUGCUGAUAGUCGUCGCGUGGCUCGUGCACCACAGCGUGGCACUGCGCUUCUUCGUCCUCUUCCUUGGCGUCAUGUCAUGCCUGUACUGCAUCUGGGAUAUCAUCGACGAUACUCUCAAACGCAAAAUCGCGUCGAGCGAUGCCAGCCAGUUUGCCAAGGUCGUCGGGUUCGGAAACUCAUAUGUCUGGGGCGCCUUCUGGCUCAUCAUCUCCAUACUCUUCUUCGGCGCCGGCAUUGCCGUCGGCCUGGCGGUGUUCAAGUCGUCAUGGGAGGACCAGAUGGCCGCCGCCGAGCGGUUCCUCGGAGGCACGCCGUGGUAA
Cutaneotrichosporon oleaginosum is the source of this 973-nucleotide messenger RNA. The record is from RefSeq and is a predicted model, not a curated record. Lineage: Eukaryota; Fungi; Basidiomycota; Tremellomycetes; Trichosporonales; Trichosporonaceae.